This is a messenger RNA of Fusarium verticillioides 7600, 687 nucleotides long. RefSeq lists its product as hypothetical. Lineage: Eukaryota; Fungi; Ascomycota; Sordariomycetes; Hypocreales; Nectriaceae. The transcript has 2 exons. The record is from RefSeq and is a predicted model, not a curated record. The coding region runs from base 13 to 687 and encodes 224 amino acids.
ACAGUUCUGACCAUGCCGGGAUUCGACAAGACUUUCGCGCCUCUCAAGGCAACAGACUACUUCUCGCCUUACCACCGCGCAGGCGCUCCCAAAUCCUCCCAACUACCCGACCAAGAUGAUCCUUACGCGGCUCUUCGUGCAAAAGCGCUGACAGCCCUUGAAGCACAGGGGUUUGAAGCCAAGACCAUGGUAGAACGCGGUGUGACCUGGGCAGAAGACCAAGACCCGUUCGGACAUGUCGCGCAUUCCCAGUACCUACAUUUCUUUGGCAUUUGCUGGCAGCGCGUCAUGGAAAGCUACGAUGAGUUUUUGUCUAAGCAGGAAUACGAGGAUAUGAUCAAGGGAAAGAGUGUCAUACCCGUUGUGCACAAGUAUGAGAUAUUGUUGAAGAGACAAGUUCGAUAUCCAGACUCGCUCAUUGUGGCCAAUCGUGAAGAAAAGUUCACACCGAACCAUAAUAUUGGCACGACGGUUCUGUUUUCUUUGCAGCAGCAGGCUGUAGUGGCACAGGUUACGGGAUCGAUUACGUAUAUCAAUGCGAAGACUGGUCGGCCGAUUGAUAUCAGGACUGUGAGCGAUGGAUGGGCCAAGUUGUAUGAUGGAUUUACCCGCAAGGUUGAAACGGCAACGGCACUGCUGAAGAAGUGGGAGGAGGAGCAUCCGCCUAAGACUAAAACGAAACUGUAG